AUGGACGGAGAAGAGCUCACCGAGCAGGAGACUGCCUUGUACGACCGCCAGAUUAGGGUCUGGGGCGCUAAUGCUCAAAGAAGAUUGACCAAAUCUCACAUUCUGGUAUCUGGAAUUAAGGGGACUGUUACUGAGUUUUGCAAGAACAUAGUGUUGGCAGGAGUUGGUAGUGUGACUUUAAUGGAUGAUCGUUUAGUGACAGAGGAGGCCUUGAACGCAAACUUCUUGAUUCCGCCUGAUGAAAGUGCUUACAGAGGCAAAACAGUGGCUGAGAUAUGUUGUGAUUCACUCAAAGACUUUAACCCUAUGGUCUUUGUUUCUGUUGAGAAAGGUGAUUUGUCAACACGUGACACUGAGUUUUUUGAGACGUUUGAUGUGGUGGUUAUAGGCUAUGGUUCUCGUUCUACCAAAAAAGCUGUCAACGAAAAAUGUCGGAAGCUGUCGAAACGAGUGGCAUUCUAUACUGUCGAUUGUAGAGACUCGUGUGGUGAAAUCUUUGUCGACCUUCAAGAUUACAAGUACACAAAGAAAAAUCUUGAAGAGACUGUGGAAUGUGAAUUAAAUUUUCCAAGUUUUCAGGAAGCGAUCUCAGUACCUUGGAAACUGACUCCGCGGAGAACAGUGAAGCUCUACUUUGCUAUGAGAGUAAUAGAAGCGUUUGAGGAGAGUGAAGGGCGUAAACCUGGAGCAUGCUCUCUGCUCGAUCUUGCCACAGUCUUGGAAAUAAAAAAGAAACUCUGCGAGGCAAACUCUGUGAGCGAGAGCCAUGUACCAGAUAGUCUCUUGGAGAGACUUGUCACCGGUAAUACCGAAUUCCCACCAGCUUGUGCCAUUGUUGGAGGAAUAUUAGCACAGGAAGUGAUCAAAGCAGUAUCAGGCAAAGGAGACCCAUUAAAGAACUUCUUCUACUUUGAUGCUCAAGAUGGAAAAGGUGUAAUGGAAGACAUUUCCAACUCUUUAACCUCUUAG
Messenger RNA from Microthlaspi erraticum, 969 nucleotides. The record is from the annotation of a GenBank genome assembly. Lineage: Eukaryota; Viridiplantae; Streptophyta; Magnoliopsida; Brassicales; Brassicaceae.